This is a messenger RNA of Mastomys coucha (southern multimammate mouse), 3187 nucleotides long. It is a transcript of the gene Fastkd1, whose product is annotated as FAST kinase domains 1. The transcript has 14 exons. Gene Ontology annotation, molecular function: RNA binding. Gene Ontology annotation, biological process: regulation of mitochondrial mRNA stability; mitochondrial RNA processing. Gene Ontology annotation, cellular component: ribonucleoprotein granule; mitochondrial matrix. The record is from RefSeq and is a predicted model, not a curated record. Lineage: Eukaryota; Metazoa; Chordata; Mammalia; Rodentia; Muridae. Bases 493 to 2982 code for a protein of 829 amino acids.
CCUCCCAAGUGCUGGGAUUAAAGGCGUGUGCCACCACUGCCCAGCUUGGUUUUGUUUUCUAAAUCUGCUUUGUGAUCAGAAUUGAAAAAGAAACAUUUUAAAAUUAGGUGCAGAAAUAGAUCCCCUUUCCACCGACACGACGCCCCCACCCCCAGCUGUUUCAUUUUGGAUCAAAUCUAGCUGGUUCAGACCAAGAACAAACUCUGUAGUCCAAACAAAGAAAAGUCCUCCUUUCUUGACAUUUGAAUUUGGGGGAUCAAUUUGAUAAUAAUGGGAUAAGAGUAACCAAGGUUAACCAGCUGUUUUACAGAUUCUAGUGGAAUGGGUUUAGAGCCGCCAGGAUGGUAAAACAUAUGAAUGAAAGCCAGCUUUUAUGCUGUCACAUUAUACCUGACUUCUAGUGCAGAUGCUUUUUUUUUUUUUUAAACCAAAGAAAAAUUGUACUAAGAAAGGAAAAGAAGCCUCAAUUUUGAAGACCCGUCGGUUAGAAAUAUGUUGCGUCUACGAGGCUUCUCUCUACUCUCUUGGAGAGCGUUUCCGGUCCGCCCCUUCAGUUGUGAGUCAUUAAUUACCCAGAUGCAGAACUGUACGGAUGAAGAACAAGUGUUCGAUCUUAUUGAGAGAAAUACGGCAACGCUCUCAGAACAGCAAGUGGGCUGUGCAUUUAAAGUACUUUGGCAGUUUCAGAAGCAGAAGACCGUCUUGGAAAAAAAUGUUGAACAUGUUAGAAACCAUCCUCAGUUUCUUACUCUUUGCAGUGUUACGCCAAAUCACAUCGCAGCCAUGAGUGAUGGCACCCUGGUGAAUGUGCUAUACAGCAUAAAGCAGUUUGCAGUUGAAUCCCAUCACCCACUCACUGAAGCAUUGGUUACAGAAGCAUGGAAGAGACUGGAAAGGUUUGAUACUAUUGUGCUGUCCAUAUUUUCUACUUGCCUGGCCGAUCAGCAUCUGUAUUUUAGUCCACUGAUGGGAAAAAUAGCUGAUAUUGUAAAUAGGAAGCUGGAAACCAUCCAGGACUUAAGGGCCUUGUCUGUCUUGAUGGUCAGCAUUUCUUCUUUAAUAUCACCAUGUUUCCAGGAGCGACUUGUGAACAGAACAGAACUUCUUUUUGACACUGUAGAUUCUUCCAAGGUCAACAUUGCAAGAAGGAUAUUACUGUUUCUUCGAAAUGUCAAAUGCAGUCAUUACCCACUGUUAGAGAGGUGUAAUCAAGUGUUUAUAAGAAAUAUGAGCCAUCUUCAUUUGGAGUCCAUCAGUAGAAUCCUUAGUCUGUAUCAGUUUCUCCAGUUCCACAGCUUUGAAUUUGUUGAAGCGGCUCAGAGGAGGCUGACUGAGAUGACCCUCUCUACCCAUCACCCUGAAAGCUUCGUCAGGUUGUUUGCGGCGCUGGGGCCGAUGGCCAGACCUGAGAUAAAGAAACAGCUUAAAUCGAGUUUACUACUGCUGUCAGAGGAGCUAAGCAGCCAGCAAGCACUGAUCGUGUUGGGAGCAAUGGAAGAUAUGGAAAGCAGAAAUUCACACUUGAUUAAAAAGAUUGUUUCCGUUCUGUACAAACAUUUGGAUAACUAUAAAUCAAUAGAGCUAUUGAAGAUAAUACAAGCGUUGACUUUUCUACAUUUUCAAAGUAAGGAGCUUUUUAUGAGACUCAGAGAAUUACUUCUCAGUCGUUUGGAAGCCAGUGUCAUACCCAGUGAGAUUUCCAUUCUGGUCUCGGCUCUUUCCCUCCUUCCAUAUCCUCACCUUAACGAAACAGCGGUCUCCCGAAUUGAAGCAGUUUUACCACAGUGUGACUUACGGGAACUGAGUGAUUUGGUCGUCUGUCUCAUGCGCUGGAUUCAGAAUGAUCACGUGUGCUUGGCGAGUACUACUGGAAAGCAACUGGACCUCCUUCAAAAACUAGAUCGCUGGGGCCAUCACCGGCUACAACAGAGCACCAACUUGGAUCUACUGUGGGAGGAGCUUAAGUCUUUGAAGGGAGAAUGGCUUCACGAAUCCUUAGUUGAGGAAUCCAUCGCUGCUCUGCAGCGUUUUAUGGAUGAAAUCGAUUACAGCAAUGUUGCCAAGAUCGCGUCUUUUCUUUCCAAAACUAACUACCUUAGCGCUCCGCUGCUCGAUAGGAUAGCUUCGGUGGUUGUUGAGCAGAUUGAAAAGAUCCACCCCAAUUCAGUUCUUGCUAUUAUCCUCCCAUUCAGCAUUUUGAACUAUGACCCACCUCAAAAGGAUGAGUUUUUUGGAGCGUGUGUCCAGUGCUGUAAUUCUUACUUAGGUACAUUGGAUCCUGGUACAUUCGUGUUUCUUGGUUUUUCUUUGGCCAUAUUUGAAUAUUUUCCAGAAGAUCUGCUAAGGAAAAUAUUUAACAUCGAGUUCCUAGCCAGAUUAGACUCCCAGCUUGAAAUUUUACCGUCAAAUCUAAGAACAAGGAUCCAGUUUCGCCUUAUGGAGUUAAAUAGAGCAGUCUGCUUGGAGUGCCCCGAGCUGCAGGUUCCGUGGUUUCAUGACCGCUUUUGCCAACAACAGUUUAACAAAGAUGCCGGUGUUAUGAACAGAGUGCAACAACAGAUCUAUAAAAUGUUAGCAGAGGUCCUGGGAGGACACCGAUAUGUGAAGCCUUCGGUUCUUUCACCAUAUUACCACACAGUGGAUUUUGAAUGCAUUUUGGAUAAACGAAAAAAACCUCUGCCUUAUGAAAGCCAUAGCAUAACUCCCGGAAAAUCCCUGGGAAUACACUGGGAUUCAAGAGUUGAGCCAAGGCUUCCAGCAGAAGCUGAGAGGAUUGCUAUAGAAUUUUUGGAUAUAAAAGCCUUUUGUUCAAACAUUCCUCACUUAAAAGGAAUAUCUGCUAUGAAAAAGCGACAUUUGGAGAUCUUGGGCUAUCGUGUUAUUCAGGUCCCUUACUUUGAAUGGAACUCUAUGGCAAUGUCAACGAAGGAUACACGGAUGGACUACCUGAGAGGACAUAUAUUUGGAGCAGGCAAAUUGUAACUAUACUUUUCAUUUAAAAUGACUGUGGUGGGCUGGAGAGGUGCUCAGAGGAUAAGAGCACUGGCUGCUCUUCUAGGGGUCCUAAGUUCAGUCCCAGCACCCACAAGAUGGCUCACAACCAUCUAUAAUGUGAUCUGGGACCCUCUUCUGGCCUUCAGGCAUACAUGAAGGCAGAAUACUGUAUACAUAAUAAAUAAAUCUUUUU